Gossypium raimondii (Peruvian cotton) is the source of this 830-nucleotide messenger RNA. RefSeq names its product ribulose bisphosphate carboxylase small subunit, chloroplastic. The transcript is spliced from 3 exons. Bases 79 to 627 code for a protein of 182 amino acids. The record is from RefSeq and is a predicted model, not a curated record. NCBI's taxonomy places the organism in Eukaryota, Viridiplantae, Streptophyta, Magnoliopsida, Malvales, Malvaceae.
AGGCAGUCACACUAUUAAGGGAUCAGUGAGACUCUUUUGUAUACCUGUAGCAUAUAGUAAUAGUAAGCAGUAAUAGCAAUGGCCUCCUCCAUGAUCUCAUCGGCAACCAUUGCCACCGUGAACCGCUCCUCCCCGGCACAGGCCAACAUGGUGGCCCCCUUCACGGGCCUCAAAUCUGCCUCUGCUUUCCCAGUCACCAGGAAGGCCAACAACGACAUCACUUCUCUUGCAAGCAACGGUGGGAGAGUGCAAUGCAUGCAGGUGUGGCCGCCUCUUGGGAAGAAGAAGUUCGAGACUCUCUCAUACCUGCCCGAUCUUACUCCCGUACAGUUGGCUAAGGAAGUAGAUUACCUUCUUCGCUCUAAAUGGAUUCCUUGCUUGGAAUUCGAAUUAGAGGAGGGAUUCGUGCAUCGUAAGUACUCGAACUUACCCACGUACUACGAUGGACGCUACUGGACCAUGUGGAAGCUGCCCAUGUUCGGGUGCACCGACUCGGCUCAGGUGUUGAAGGAGCUUGAGGAAUGCAAGAAGGAAUACCCCAAUGCAUUCAUUAGAAUCAUUGGGUUCGACAACGUUCGUCAAGUGCAGUGCAUUAGUUUCAUUGCCUACAAGCCUGAAGGCUACUAAGUUGUUUACUUCCCUCCUAGGAAUUCCAUUUGUUUCAAAGUUGUACUUAAAUUAAGCCCCUCAAACCCCCCCCCCCUUUUUCUUUUUCUUUUUUAGUUGAGUUAUUUGGCUUGGGGUCUUUCUCUUUGUUUUGUUUUUGGAUUUCCAAUGGAACGGCUGAGAACUAAUGAAUAAAAAGGUAGUUUCUUGCCAUAUUUCAUGAA